This is a messenger RNA of Striga hermonthica, 882 nucleotides long. The record is from the annotation of a GenBank genome assembly. NCBI's taxonomy places the organism in Eukaryota, Viridiplantae, Streptophyta, Magnoliopsida, Lamiales, Orobanchaceae.
AUGGAGGCAGGAGUUUCUUCCAUGGGCUUGCAAUUAGGCACAUGGAUGAACCCGGAAAAUAUCGCAAGAAAACCGAACAAUUCUUUGCAUUUUUUUCAGAAGUAUGGGGAGCGAUCGGUUUACCAGGUACCGGCUAGUUGUCGUCUGCUAGCCACAAGUUUAAGGUUUCGUGGACCUAAAGUUUUAAGGGUCUCAUGUUCCGAUAGUAGUUCAGCUUCCUUGCUGGAGGCUGGCAGGUUUCCUGCCUUUUUCGAUGACUCUAAGAUAAUAAAGAAUAAAUCGGAAGAGGUUGAACCAUAUUUGCAUGGUAGAUGUAUAUACCUUGUUGGCAUGAUGGGAUCGGGAAAAACAACCAUUGGCAAGGUUUUGGCAGAAGCCCUUGGAUAUUCAUUUUAUGACUGUGACAAAAUGAUAGAGGAGGCUGUUGGUGGAAGAACAGUGGCUGAAAUCUUCAAGUCAUAUGGCGAGAAAUUUUUCAGAGAUAAUGAGACUGAGGUAUUGCAUGAAUUGUCUUCAAUGCGUCGGUUAGUUGUUUCCACAGGUGGAGGUGCAGUGAUUCGGCCUGUGAAUUGGAGACAUAUGCGAAAGGGUGUAACUGUUUGGUUAGACGUGCCUUUGGAAGCCUUAGCACAAAGAAUCACAACUGUUGGAACUCAUUCUCGGCCCCUUUUGCAUCAUGAAUCCGGAGAUCCUUAUUCUAAGACUAUGAAGCGGUUAUCUGCCCUUUUUGAAGAGAGGGGUGAAGCUUAUGCCAAUGCAGAUGUUAGAGUUUCUCUUCAAAAUAUUGCGGCAAAACUUGGAUAUGAGGAUGUAUGCAAUAUCACUCCAACUGCAAUUGCACUUGAGGUACUUGUACAACUCGAGAAUUUCUUGAAGAAUUAA